AUGCAUAAAAAUAAGAUGUUGAAAGAACCAGGCAAACCGAACGGUCCAGAUCCAACUAAAAAUACUAAUAAAUGUACGAACUCGCCAAGAUCAUUACAAAACAGGAAUACCAAGAACUUGUCUCUUCCAUUAGAAAUACCUGCGGUGUCCACUGGGAUAGCAUUAUCAACGUCGCCGACAUUGGGUUCGAUACCUGAACUGAAUACAACAUCUACAACCAGGCCAAUAUUAACGAGUACAGAAAGGCCCAAGAGCUCAACCUUGGAAAGGUUCAGUAGAGAUUGUAUAGCAAGACAGAACACUCAGAGGCCAACACUUUUAACUCGACGUAGUGAGGCUUCCAUUUAUAGUUAUCCAAGCAUCUCAAAGCCUGUAAUACCGUCUACAACUGACAAAAUUAGCAAAAUUAAUACUUUGGCAUUAUCCGUUAACACUAAGAGCCUGUCUAAAAAUAAUAGAACACGUUCUCAGACUGUGAGUGGGCUACAAACAUCUACCCCGGUUCUAUAUAAUAAGAAGGAAGCUGAUGCUAAGACACUUUGGGUAUUCCCUGAGAGGCAACAAAAUGACACGCAAAACAAUACAACCUUGGGUGUAGAGUAUCCUGAUGUUUUCAAGAAAAACGCAUAUCCAGACGGACCGUUAAUGGUGUUACCUCCAAAUAUAUAUCUUUAUUCCGAACCAACAUUACAUGAGAUUCUAGAAUUUGAUAUAGUGAUAAACGUCGCUGAAGAAAUUGAGAACCUCGGGAGAACACUACCUCCAAACAGUACUAUCCAAUAUUAUCACUUUGCAUGGUCACAUGUUUCAAAGAUAUCUGAAGAUUUAGAAGAAUUAACCAACAUAAUGCAUAAUGCUGCCUUGCAAGGAAAAAAAAUUCUAAUACAUUGUCAAUGUGGGGUAUCAAGGUCGGCUUCGUUAAUUGUUGCCUAUAUAAUGAGAUACGAAAAACUAGGUCUAAAUGAUGCCUACAAUAAAUUAAAGGAAACGGCACCAGACAUCAGCCCCAACAUGGGUUUGAUUUUCCAAUUGAUGGAAUGGAAUGAAUUUUUGCAACACGAUAGAAGUGAUAGCGAUAGUACUAUUAAUAACACCACUAAUGAAGAAGAAGAGGAAUGUCUGCAAUACGAUGUUUCUGCAAAAUCCCAAAGCUUUAAUGCAUCACUAAAUGGACACUCCACAUCGCCAAAUAAUAGCUCUGGUUCAUCUGAACUAACGCCAAAGACACCAGGAGAUUAUUUCAAAUCAACAGCAAAAUUAGUACCUAAUGUACCAACAUUAACACUCUCGAUGACUUCAGGAUCUACCUUGUCGGAUCAAAACAUUUCUAAAGAUGACAUCAAAGACCCUUUGGCGUACGUAGACACUGGUAAUUAUUCGACAUUGUUAACACAUCUGUCACCAGCCUCAACUGAUAUUGUUAAUCAGUUUGAAGAAGAUGCCAGUGAUCACAUGUGGGAUUAG
Molecule: messenger RNA, 1464 nt
Organism: Naumovozyma castellii
Lineage: Eukaryota; Fungi; Ascomycota; Saccharomycetes; Saccharomycetales; Saccharomycetaceae
Gene: MSG5
Product: tyrosine/serine/threonine protein phosphatase MSG5
Exons: 1
Coding region: 1-1464 (487 amino acids)
Source: RefSeq, a predicted model, not a curated record